GCCCAUCACAAACCCUCACCAUGUCCAAGAAGAACCUUCUCCUCCUCUUCGACCGUCCCCAAGAGCCCGUCUUCAUCGGCAAAGGCUCGAAAAAGACCGUCUUCGACAUCCCCAACGAGUACCUCAGCGACAAGUACAAACCGUUGGGAAUCUCCCUCAGCAACCGUUUCAAGCAAGACUCCGAAGAAAGCGUCUCGGUGAAGAAAAUCUCAAUUCCACCACUUGGUGAAAUCCUCGAUUUGGCACGUGAUGAGAACUUCUCCCUGUUCAUCCCCAAACACCGGCGAAUUGCCGGCCGCCUCAUCGACAUCUUCCUCGGCAUGCGCAACGUGGACGACCUCCUCUCCGUCGCGGUGUACGCCCGCGACCGCGUCAACCCCUACCUCUUCAACUACGCCCUCUCCGUGGCCAUCCUCCACCGCCAGGACACCCAGGACAUCGACCUCCCCUCGUUCAUCGAGUCCUUCCCCGACAAGUACGUCGACUCCAAGGUGUUUGCGCAAGCGCGCGAGCAAGCCACGGUCGUGCCCGAGGGCUCGCGAACUCCCAUCGAGAUCCCGAGGGAUUACACGGCGUCGGACUUGGAGGAGGAGCACCGAUUGGCCUACUUCCGGGAGGAUUUAGGGAUCAAUCUCCACCAUUGGCACUGGCAUCUGGUGUACCCCUUCGAGGCGGCGAGGGAAGUCGUCGCGAAGAACCGAAGAGGGGAGUUGUUCUACUAUAUGCACCAGCAGGUCAUCGCCAGGUAUAACUUCGAGAGGUUGAGCAACAAGCUGAAGAGGGCGACGAGGUUUAACGAUUUCAAUGAGACCAUCAAAGAGGCCUAUUUUCCCAAAUUGGACAGUUUGGUGUCGAGUCGGGCUUGGCCCUCACGAGUCGCCAAUCAGAAAUUGAGGGAUUUGAACCGGGAAGUCGACCAAAUUAAGCAAGAUGUCGAGGAUUUGAAGCGGUGGAGUGACCGGAUUUAUGCAGCAAUACACCAAGGGAGUGUCACUGAUGAACGUGGCCGCAGCAUCACCCUCACCGAGAACGAGGGCAUCGACAUCCUCGGCAACAUGAUCGAGUCGAGCAUCCUCUCCCCCAACCGCACUUACUACGGCGACCUCCACAACAUGGGUCACGUCUUCAUCUCGUACAUCCACGACCCCGACCACCGCCACUUGGAGUCUUUCGGUGUGAUGGGUGACUCCGCCACGGCCAUGCGAGACCCCUUUUUCUACCGCUGGCACUCGUACAUCGACGACAUCUUCCAGGAAUACAAGGCAACCCUCCCUCGCUACACCGAGAACCAACUCAACUACCCGGGAAUCACCGUCAGUAAUAUCGAAGUCCAGGCGCAGGGGAGUCCCAAAAACACCUUCAACACGUUCUGGCAACAGUCCGACGUUGAUUUAUCCCGCGGGAUGGACUUCCAGCCUCGAGGCUCCGUUUUUGUCCGCUUCACACAUUUGCAACACCAACCUUUCAAUUACAAAAUCACUGUUAAUAAUCAGAGUAAUGGGAAUAGGAAAGGCACCUGUCGGAUCUUCCUCGCGCCAAAAUUCGACGAAAGGGGGAAUCCCUGGCUGUUCCGCGACCAGAAAAUCAUGUUCAUUGAACUGGAUAAAUUUACAGUUAACUUGAAACAGGGGCAAAAUACCAUCACUAGGGCGUCGACCCAGUCCUCGGUGACGAUCCCCUUCGAGCGGACUUUCCGUAACCUGGAUUUGAACCGUCCCCAAGGAGGAGAAGAAUUGGCCCAGUUCAAUUUCUGUGGGUGCGGAUGGCCCCAACACAUGCUCAUCCCCAAGGGAACCCCCGAAGGGAUGAAAUCGCAACUUUUCGUCAUGAUUUCCAACUACGAUGAUGAUAAAAUCGAGCAAAACACGGACGGGAUUUGCAACGAUGCUGGGAGUUAUUGCGGGAUUAAGGAUAAACUGUAUCCCGAUCGAAGGUCAAUGGGGUAUCCGUUUGACCGGAUGCCCAGGAAUGGGGUUGACACUCUCCAACAGUUCCUGACCCCAAAUAUGCGGGUCCAGGAUGUCACCAUCAAGUUUAGUGACAGGACUGUGAGGCCCAAGCAACGAAAUUAACUUUGUAACGGAUUACUGAUUCGAAUAAAUUGAAGCAUUUAA
Molecule: messenger RNA, 2114 nt
Organism: Tribolium madens (black flour beetle)
Lineage: Eukaryota; Metazoa; Arthropoda; Insecta; Coleoptera; Tenebrionidae
Product: phenoloxidase 1
Exons: 3
Coding region: 21-2072 (683 amino acids)
Molecular function (GO): oxidoreductase activity
Source: RefSeq, a predicted model, not a curated record